This is a messenger RNA of Notothenia coriiceps (black rockcod), 3667 nucleotides long. It is a transcript of the gene abcb6a, whose product is annotated as ATP binding cassette subfamily B member 6 (LAN blood group) a. Gene Ontology annotation, molecular function: heme binding; ABC-type heme transporter activity; ATP binding. The coding region runs from base 298 to 2853 and encodes 851 amino acids. NCBI's taxonomy places the organism in Eukaryota, Metazoa, Chordata, Actinopteri, Perciformes, Nototheniidae. Gene Ontology annotation, biological process: transmembrane transport; heme transport. The transcript is spliced from 20 exons. Gene Ontology annotation, cellular component: vacuolar membrane. The record is from RefSeq and is a predicted model, not a curated record.
GCCGAGUCAUGGAUGGGUGUUGUUUAACAUGCACGCAACAAGGACAACAGCGCUCACAACAUGAGUACAGACUGUAGAUGUAAGCGAUGACAGAAUUAUUUCUAGGUAUUUCUUAUACUCUUCCCAGUCUUUCUCGUUAUAAUCGGUAUUUUGUGUUGAAACUGUGUAGCCGACAAAGCUAACAGCUAGCAGCUAACCUCUUUGAGUGGACUUGUUCAGUAACCUCUGUUACUGACACUGGAGUGUUAGCAUCGACUGUGAAGUGGACAGCAAGCUCCUGGUCAUUAAGCUGCAGCCAUGGUGUUCAUGCACAGCUACUGCGAAGCCAAUUCCUCCAUCUCCCUAACCUGGGUGGAUGAAGGCAUCUCCCCCUGCUUCUACUUCACUCUGGUCCCCACCAUCCUGCUAACCAUCGCCUUCUUCCUCGGCACCAUCCACUGCAUAUUCUACCAGAAGUAUGGCACAUCGAUGGAACCUAAAUUCAUCCCGCGCUCCCGUCUCUACGGGUUCCAGCAGUUUGUCUCCGGCCUCCUGCUGCUCCAGUUCCUGGGGUUGAUGGUGUGGCGGGCGGCCAGUGGGGGGGAGCUCCCGGGGUACGUGGUGCUGUACGGCUGCUUCUCUGCGCUGGGCUGGGCCUGGUCUAUAGCCCUGCUGAGGGUGGAGAGGCGUCGGGCCCUGCUGAUGGACCGGACCAGGGGCCACAGUGCGGCCCUGCUGCUGUUCUGGGCCGUGGCUUUCGCUGCGGAGAACCUGGCUUUCGUGUCCUGGUACAGCCCUCACUGGUGGUGGGGGAUGGAGAACAAUCAGCAACAGGUGCAGUUUGCCCUGUGGCUGCUGCGCUACAGCGGCACCGGGCUGCUCUUCUUCAUUGGUCUCAAAGCUCCGGGGUUGCCACGGAAACCGUACAUGCUACUGAUAAACGAGGAUGAGCGGGACGUAGAGACCGACCCACAGAGCCUGCUGGGCGGAGAACCGAACCAGUCCACCUGGCAGGGCUUCACCAAGAAGGCCCGCUUGCUGGUGCCCUACAUGUGGCCCCGAGGAAACGUCUUCCUCCAGAUGCUGGUCCUCUUCUGUCUCACGCUGCUGGGAUUCGAGCGAGCCAUUAACGUCUUUGUUCCCAUUUACUACAAGAAUAUUGUGAAUGAGCUGACUGAUGGCAGCAGCUGGAGGACUCUGGCCACCACAGUGUGUAUUUAUGUCCUGCUGAAGCUGUUGCAGGGUGGCGGUGCAGGGUCCUCUGGUUUCGUCAGUAACCUGCGCUCCUUCCUGUGGAUCCGGGUGCAGCAGUUCACUAACCGCGUGGUGCAGGUGCGUCUCUUCGGCCACCUGCACUCCCUCUCCCUGCGCUGGCACCUGGGUCGCAAAACAGGCGACGUUCUGCGGAGCAUCGACCGCGGGACGUCCUCCAUCAACAGCCUCCUCAGCUACAUAGUGUUCAGCAUCCUCCCAACCUUCGCUGAUAUUAUCAUUUCUAUCAUUUACUUCAUUACGUAUUUCAACGCCUGGUUCGGCCUCAUCGUGUUCGUCUGCAUGGCCCUGUACCUCACUCUGACCAUCAUCAUCACUGAGUGGAGGACCAAGUACAGGCGAGAGAUGAACCAGCUGGACAACAAAACUAAGACCAAAGCUGUGGACUCCUUGUUGAACUUCGAGACGGUGAAAUACUACAAUGCAGAGAACUAUGAGGUCAGCCGCUUUGAGGACGCCAUCUUGCAAUAUCAGGUGUCAGAGUGGAAGACCCAGGCGUCGCUGGCCUUCCUCAACCAAACCCAGAACCUCAUCAUCGGGUCGGGCCUGCUGGCCGGCUCCCUGCUCUGCGCCUACUUUGUGACGGAGGGGAAGUUUCAGGUUGGAGACUUUGUUCUCUUUGGUACCUACAUCAUCCAGCUGUACACCCCCCUCAACUGGUUUGGUACUUACUACAGAAUGAUCCAGAACUCUUUCAUUGACAUGGAGAGCAUGUUUGACCUUUUCGAAGAGGACGAAGAGGUGAAGGAUGUAAUGAAUGCAGGAAGUCUUCAAUACAAAAAGGGAAAAGUGGAGUUUGAGAACGUUUACUUCAGCUACGUAAACGGCAAGGAGAUCCUCAGGGAUGUGUCCUUCACCGUGCUUCCAGGACAGACGGUUGCCCUGGUGGGACCGUCCGGCUCAGGGAAGAGCACCAUCAUGAGACUCAUCUUCCGUUUCUAUGACGUUCAGGGAGGCUGCAUUAGCAUCGACGGGCAGGACAUAUCAAAAGUGAAGCAGGCCUCUCUGCGGUCUCACAUCGGCGUGGUUCCCCAGGACACCGUGCUGUUCAACGACACCAUCAGGAACAACAUCCGCUACGGCCGCAUCUCCGCCUGCGACCAGGAGGUGGAGGAGGCGGCCUCCGCGGCUGAUAUACACGACAAAAUCAUGACGUUCCCUGAAGGUUAUGAAACACAGGUCGGUGAAAGAGGUCUGAAGCUGAGUGGAGGAGAGAAGCAAAGGGUGGCCAUCGCCAGAACCAUCCUCAAAGCACCACAGAUCAUACUCCUGGACGAGGCCACAUCUGCUCUGGACACACAGACAGAACGCAACAUCCAGGCCUCGCUGAAUAAAGUCUGUACCAACAGAACAACAGUUGUCGUAGCUCACAGGCUGUCCACUAUAAUCGCAGCAGACCAGAUUCUGGUUAUCAGGGACGGCCGGGUCGCCGAGCGAGGACGGCACGAGGAGCUGCUGGCUAAGGGAGGCCUGUACGCUGACAUGUGGAUGAACCAGCAGCAAGCCCUGGACUGCGACUCCUCCUCAGAAACAGAAUCCAAAGACCUCAAGUCUGAGAAAAUGCAGCCGCCGUCCACCUCUGUAGACCACCACGGUCACUGAAUGUGCUUUUGAGUUUUUAUUACGGAGUCAAACUGAAAGUGUACUUGAGAGUAGAGAAGGUGCCUUCACCAAACUGAGGCGGCGCACACGAUCUGGUGGUGUCCAAAUGAUUUUUAUACCCCCAAAAGGUACAAUUAUUAUAAAUGAAAUCCGUCCUGAAUUAUUAUUUCCAAACGUAAUGAAAAGUAGUGCAUUAAGACCCAUGCAUUCAUCAGGGUAACUCCCAGUGUUUCAAUGUUUAACAUAUUUUUUUAAAGAUAUUAUUACAUUUAAAAGCCCUCCUGCUGCCAUCUUUUAACAUUGUCUUUAUUUUUAUAUGUUAGACAUGAAUUUUUUCGGUUUGUGCUGACUCAUUUAAAACAUAUUUUCUUAAUCUAAGUCCUGAUAUACACUAUUUAAAGAUAUAAAGGGAGAGGUGCAAGAAAUAGGGGUGAAUGAUGAAUGACAAUGGAUAUGUAAAUGAGCUGUCAAUAGGGAAUUUAUUCAGCUUGGUUUUAUUUAUUAUAUUACUUUGUUUUAGGUUUUCGAUAUGUGAGCUCUGCUGUUAUUUAAAUGUAAGUGAUACUUUUCUAUGUGCAAGCGUCUUUAUACUCUUGAUCACUAAACUAAAGUGAGGUGUGUUGCUCGUCUUAAGGGUUAAGGAAUAUUGAACAUUACAGAACCUGUGAUUUCUUUUUUUAAAGAACUGACUUUAGACUGGCUCAUUUACAUAUAAAGUGAUGCAGACAAUAAGAGCUGGCACUUGGAUAUUGAACCUCAGAUAUCCGUCAUAGCUGCUUCUUCUGCAUAAAGUCAAAUUAUCUGCUGUGAAAAA